Messenger RNA from Fusarium pseudograminearum CS3096, 843 nucleotides. RefSeq lists its product as uncharacterized. The transcript has 2 exons. Lineage: Eukaryota; Fungi; Ascomycota; Sordariomycetes; Hypocreales; Nectriaceae. Gene Ontology annotation, molecular function: rRNA (guanine) methyltransferase activity. Gene Ontology annotation, cellular component: nucleolus. Bases 1 to 843 code for a protein of 280 amino acids. Gene Ontology annotation, biological process: rRNA (guanine-N7)-methylation. The record is from RefSeq and is a predicted model, not a curated record.
AUGUCUCGUCCUGAGGAUACGCUUGCGGCCGACGUCCAUUAUGACGAUACCGAAGCGCGAAAGUACACGACGAGUUCUCGAAUCCAAAAUAUUCAAGCCUCUAUGACAAGGAGAGCCCUAGAACUUCUCGAUCUCAAGUCGCCAUCUCUGAUCCUCGAUAUUGGUUGUGGUAGCGGUCUCUCUGGCGAAAUUCUAUCCUCUGUCGAACCCGAAGAGGGCGGCCCUCACACUUGGAUUGGAAUGGACGUUUCACCAUCCAUGCUGGAUAUUGCGCUUCAAAGAGAUGUCGAAGGCGAUUUGAUGUUGGCGGAUAUUGGCCAGGGCGUUCCUUUCCGAGCAGGAACUUUUGACGCAGCCAUCAGUAUCUCUGCCAUUCAAUGGCUCUGCAGUGCUGAAACAAGCGAUACAUCUCCCGUCGGCCGUCUCACCCGCUUCUUCAACGGACUCUACGCCUCUCUGAAGCGCGGCGGCCGAGCCGUCUGCCAAUUCUAUCCCAAGAACGACGAUCAGCGCAACAUGAUCACCCAAGCAGCCGUCAAGGCCGGUUUCGGCGCCGGUAUGCUCGAAGACGACCCUGGCACCAAGAACCAAAAGCUGUACCUCGUACUCACUGUCGGUGGUGGUGAUCUUCAGAAGAAGGGAGGUGACAUCACCGGUGUUGUCGAUGGUAUGGAGGGUGUCGACGUCGAGGACGCCAGACGGUCGAUCAAGACGCAUGCUCCGAAUAUGUCCAAGGGCAGCAAGCAGUGGAUCGUCAAGAAGAAGGAACAGAUGGAGCGCAAGGGAAAGAUUGUCAAGGCGACGUCCAAGUACACUGGACGAAAGCGACGAAUCCAGUUUUAG